CUGACAGUCAUUUAUCAAAUUAUAUUGAAGUAAUGGUGUACUGAUUAUCUAAUACAUUUAUUACUCAAAUUGUCAUAUAUACCAAAUAUUAAAAUAACAAUAAUGGCAGUUAGUUUUGUCCAAAGGCGUUUUAUGUCUAAUGCAUUGCAGAAAUGGGCAUACAAUUUAUCCGGAUUCAAUAAAUAUGGUCUUUGGAGGGACGACAUUCUUCAUGAGAACGAAGAUGUUAAAGAAGCUUUAAAACGUUUACCUCAAAACAAAUUAGAUGAAAGAAAUUUCCGUAUCCUGAGAGCGACUCAACUUUCUCUUACCCACAGCAUCCUACCAAAAGAACAGUGGACCAAACUCGAGGAAGACAAAUUAUAUCUUACUCCCAUUGUUGAACAGGUUAUUAAGGAAAGAAAGGAGCGUGAAGAAUGGAACAAACUUUAUUAAAUUUAAAGUAAAAUGUAGAAAAUUGUAAAAUAUUUAUUCCUAAGUUUUAUGUUUAAUAAAAAUUAAAAAUAGC
This is a messenger RNA of Diorhabda sublineata, 508 nucleotides long. RefSeq names its product cytochrome b-c1 complex subunit 7-like. Gene Ontology annotation, biological process: mitochondrial electron transport, ubiquinol to cytochrome c. The transcript has a single exon. The record is from RefSeq and is a predicted model, not a curated record. The coding region runs from base 103 to 435 and encodes 110 amino acids. NCBI's taxonomy places the organism in Eukaryota, Metazoa, Arthropoda, Insecta, Coleoptera, Chrysomelidae.